This is a messenger RNA of Mesorhabditis spiculigera, 672 nucleotides long. The record is from the annotation of a GenBank genome assembly. NCBI's taxonomy places the organism in Eukaryota, Metazoa, Nematoda, Chromadorea, Rhabditida, Rhabditidae.
AUGAAUUCGGUGGUGGGUGGAGUGGCAGUAUUUGCGGGUAUUAUGGCGCUAUUCGUCACAAGGAAUGAGCCUCCAACCCCAGUUUCUGCUUCGAAAGAAGAUAUUCUUCCUCCACCACCAUUUCUCCAGGGAGUGAAGCGUUGCUUGAAGUCUCGUCGCUUCGUCAUCUUGGCAUGCUCACUUGGGGGAGGAGUCGGGCUAUUUAAUGCCCUUUAUAACAAUCUACAACCAGCAUUGUGUCUAAAGGGUUAUUCGGAGACAUUUUCCGGUGGUAUGGGCUCAUUAUUGAUUGUUUCUGGAUUGGUUGGAGCUGCUGUUUCUGGGAUUAUCGUCGAUAAGACGGGGAAAUUCGAGCAGGUCAUGAAGAUCUCAUUUGCCAUUGCCGGCCUAGCUGGUUGUAGUUUAUCAAUCGCAAUUAACUAUGAGAACCAACCGUGGUGGGUAGUGGCAUCAAUCUGUGGUUUUGGCUGUUUCGGCUUUGCCAUCUAUCCAAUUGGACUGGAAUUAGGAGUGGAAUGUACCUAUCCGGUGGCUGAGGCCACAUCAACUGGGCUGAUUAUUAUGAUCGGGCAAAUCCUGGGCGUAAUCUUCGUGGUGACAACAAACCUGGCAAAUGGAGAUCUGAAUACGCUGCGCUUGAUCAUCUGUCUUGGACGUCUUCUGGGGACCAGA